Molecule: messenger RNA, 3319 nt
Organism: Hypoxylon fragiforme
Lineage: Eukaryota; Fungi; Ascomycota; Sordariomycetes; Xylariales; Hypoxylaceae
Exons: 1
Coding region: 409-2955 (848 amino acids)
Source: RefSeq, a predicted model, not a curated record
GUUCGCCAUCUCCAAAUCUCCCAGCCGUUCCGAGCCAAGGAAUCGAUUGAUUUCCCUCGUCAUGCAAGUUGCAGGCUCAACCCCUGAACCCGCCCCGUCUUCUCCGUGAUUAGCGUCGCGACUGGCUUCUAACGCUUGAGCUGCUCAGUGCUUACAGGUGGAAUACAAAUUCAACAAUAAUAAUAAUAAUAAGUUAUCCAUAUUAUUCUUGGCAUUUCAUUUCCAUAGUCAGAAACCAGAUUGUACAGAUUCUACACGACACAUUGGAAUAGCCAACGAUAUGCUCCACUCCAAAGCUUCUGGCCUACGCGCUUCGUUAUUCUAGAUACAUGCGAGCCGUUCAAUUGGAGUAUUAGGUUCUUCGAAUAGCCGUAUCGGCAACCAAUAUGACCAUCGGUUCAACUAACUAUGGAUGAUCCUUGGGGCUCGCCAUGGGCAUCAUCAGAUCUGACAUCCAAACGUGACCCUCCUGCGCCAUCACCACCUAAAAACCUACUCAUUCCGCCUCCAAAAGCCUUCUUCAGCAGCACUUCAAGCCUCCAAACCCUGUCACCCUGGGUAGAUGAUGGGUUUAAAGAUUGGAAGGGCGAUGACCAGCCAGAUAUUACAACUAAGCCGUUGGAUUGGGGGGUCUGGGCAGAUUCGUCCUCGCAAAUAUCUCAUCCAAGUCCAAGACUUAACGACUCGGGAAGAAGAAGUCCUCUUGCAUGGCCGAGUAGCGCCGCCACGUCUCCAGGUCUGAGACCACUUCCACGAUCUCGAUCUCCAUCUGUGUUCCUCCCUCACUCCCCGGACCCAUGGGCAGCGGAAGUAUCGCUACAAGACAGAAAAAAUGAUUUAUCAACAAUAUCGAAUAUACCGGAGAGCCCCAUUGCAAGUGCUCAACGCGAACCGAUUGAGAAGCCCCUACGAGUCGCGCAAGACAAACCCACCCCCAAAGCUAGAAGAAAUGGUGCCCAGUUGAAGAAGAGAGAGAAUAUAAUAAAUAAACAAGCAUCAGAACUGGAACCGACACCGCUAUCACCAAACGCCGAUGGACCCUACAUUUCAGAUACAAACCCGGCGCCCAAAGCUGACAUUCAUAAUACCCCUUCUAGAUCAUCUUCUACCUUCUCAGUCGACAGUACCAAUGGGCCAGACGUUCAAGAUUCGCCGAUUACUUCGAUCGACGAAGACCCCAAAUUGCGAUUACAGGUCGCAUCACGAAGACCCUCGGGUAAAGUUCAGGAACUUGUGGGAAUAUACAAUGGAAUUGAUAAGGCUACUACGGAGGAGCCACACCCACCGACACGACUUGAACCUUCAAGGAACCAAAGUCGGGGGAGGUCACCAAGCCAGGUCCGAAGCACUAGAGGUGAAGAUGACGGAGAUUUCGGGGACUUUGAAGAUGUGCACAGCGAAUACAACAAACCAACCUCCGAGAUAGGCCCCCCGGCCUCGCGCGGAAGGCCAUCGACACCUAGGACUCAGUUACAUGAUACCUCUUUACCGGGCCACUUGAAUGAAUUAACUGAAAGUCCAGCAGUGGUGUCAAGACUAGCUUCGAUACCAGUCCAGCAGCUUAUUGAGAAAUUCGGUCCUAUAAAGUUUGACAUCGACUUUCAAUCCAUAGAUAAACUAUUCUCGGAUAUUCCCCCAGAUGCGGGUGGUAAUACGAGGGAAGCCCAUGAACUUUCAGAUCGUGUCAUUGCAGAUAGCUUUACAACAAUCUCGGAGCGCAAGACGUGGUAUCGGAUCUCUCGCUAUGGGUCGAUGCGCAAACAUGAUUCAGGUGAUGAUGAUAAUUAUCAUAGGGUGGAGUGGUCAACAUCUCGGUUACAUGGUGAUACCAUCAAAAUCGUUCGAAGGUGGAUGGAAGAGGAUUCAAUUUCUGGACGAAUCUCACUCGGUGCUGGUAAACGAGUAAGCGCCUUCAAUUGGGACUCUUCUGCAGCCCCGAUCGAUUUGGGCAAAGUCUUUGCUCGAAAGGCGUCUGCCGCGCAUUCACGAAAUACAUCGGUUCAAUCGCCGACUCAAAGCUCAGCGCGAUCAAUCCAAUCCGUGGAUUCAACUCCCGAACCGAGAAGAUCAAUUCAAAGCCCUAUCAAGCCCCCCGGUGCAAUCUCUAGCCCGAGGGAAAAUUCCUUUCCUAGCUUUGGUUGGAGCUCAGAUGCCAAAAGGUCGUCCUCUAUUCCACCUCCGAUUCUGGGCAAUAACAAUAAAGACAGCCAACACGUGAAAUCUGCAAGCCUGACUUCACUGGCAUCCACCAAGACCGGGUCUAGCACCCAUGUCCCAGCCCCGAUUCGACCACAUCACCAACUUAGCCAGGUUGAACCGGCCUUAGAGGACGAUGAUGACGACGAUUGGGGUGAGAUGGUAUCGUCUCCUCGGGUAGAAACUCAUCCAGCUCCUAUUCUAGCGCCAAAACCGUCCAUUGAUGCUGGCUCGGUCUGGGCUAGCUUUGUCAACAAUAAGCCAAUUCCCGACGGAAAGAAACCAGUAAUCUCCCACGGUAGCAGCAUGUCGAUGCCAAAACUUUCGGUUUCCAUCCCACAAAGCACUCAGGCCUCAAAGCAAGGGGCUAGUCAAUCAAGCUCUUCGAGUGCCAAAGCACUAAGAAUAAAUCCCCCGUGGCCACUCGCGGAUUUUUCCAAUUUUCAAGGCUCCCCUGCAAGUACGCCACAGUCUCCAAGGAAAGACCCUUGGCCACCGGCCGGAUUUUCGGGCUUCGGAUCACCUUUGUCGGGGCCAACGUUGAGUCAGGCGAAUACACUCAAGACCCAGACCAUGGCCAUUCCAACAUCUUUGGAAAUUCCAAUAGUACAGUCAGAUGAGGAGAAGAUUCGAGGAACUGAAGUUCCGGUGAAGGGUAUACUUAGUCCAAUCCAGAAAUCAGACGACGAGCAGGAUCAGGAUGAUGUCGUGAAUAGUAUUGUUCGAAAUCUGCCAGACUUAUCGUACAUGUUACGCUAGCUCGCAUGUUCACAGAUUCAUUAUUCAUUCCUAUGUUUAGGUUCUAUUUGGAGACGGCGAUAGCGGUGAUCGACAAUGGGAGACUUGAGAUGAUUAAGGAUUUUAUCAGAGCCUUACGUUUGGAGUAAACAAAAAGGACGGUUGAUGUCUUGGUUACGAAGCAUCGUUAUAGGCGUUUCACGGGUUUGGAAUCAGAGCGAUUCCCUUCAAUGUUUCUGCUGUACAUUAUGAGUUUUAGCAGUCCAAAGCGAUGCCAAUUACUUUAUAUUUUUUUCAGCCAUUUCUACUUACUUCGUAUAACGCUUCCAACGGCCAAAAUAAUAUAAUUACAGAUAUCACGGGCCUCCUGGCUCUAAGACCUCAA